Messenger RNA from Penicillium chermesinum, 1131 nucleotides. RefSeq names its product EVE domain-containing protein. Gene Ontology annotation, cellular component: nucleus; chromatin. Lineage: Eukaryota; Fungi; Ascomycota; Eurotiomycetes; Eurotiales; Aspergillaceae. Gene Ontology annotation, molecular function: DNA binding. Gene Ontology annotation, biological process: regulation of DNA-templated transcription. The coding region runs from base 1 to 1131 and encodes 376 amino acids. The record is from RefSeq and is a predicted model, not a curated record. The transcript has 6 exons.
AUGUCAGAGACAAGUGACCCAACGCCGAAGGACGGCGACGCUUCGGCGAACAAGGAGGAAGGAGCUUCUGAGCUCGCGACUCCCAAGACGGGCGAUAAGCGCAAGCGCGGUCGGCCACGCAAGGACCCCGCGGACGUGACCCCCAAGUCCGAUGGUCCCAAGCGAGCCCGUGGGCGCCCUCGCAAGGUCGUCUCGGAGGCUGACGCUGCCGAAGCUGCGAAGAAAGCCGCCGCUUCAUCUGGCGAGAAGAAAGGACGUGGACGUCCCCGCAAGGAGCCUGGUACGACUUUGAGCCUUUCCCUUUCUAUUGAUGCUUUCCGACCAAUUUCCAAGACCUUGUCUUUCUCUUUCUCUGCGCCGCGACACCCAAGCCCAAACCAACUGCUGCUACUCCGAAAAAAGGAUGGCCGUGGCCGGCCACGCAAAAGCCUCCCUUCCAAUGGCAACACCCCUGCUUCAUCUAAAACCACACCCCCUAAGAAGAAAGAUGGCCGAGGUCGUCCCCGCAAGAGCCUGCCUGCCAAUGGCGAUGAUCCCCUCGUGGAAGAACAGACAGAGGUGCCCGCUUUCACUGUGCCCAAGGAGGAUACUGGCCGUUCGUACUGGCUGAUGAAGGCCGAGCCCGAGUCACGCAUGGAGAAAGGCGUCGAUGUCAAGUUCUCGAUCGAUGACUUGGCUGCUGCAAAAGAACCCGAGCCUUGGGAUGGAGUACGCAACCCAGUUGCGCGAAACCUCAUGCGCGAGAUGAGGAAGGGAGACCUUGCAUUUUUCUACCACUCUAACUGCAAGUCUCCUGGCAUUGUGGGAGCUAUGGAAAUCGUGAAAGAGCACUCUGCUGACGAGUCUGCUUUCGAUCCUAAGCAUCCUUACUACGAUCCCAAGUCGAACGCGGAUAACCCCAAGUGGGUCGUCGUUCAUGUUGAAUUUCGUCGAAAGUUCAACAAGCCAGUCACCCUGACCGAACUCAAGGACCAUGCUGAAGCUGGGAAGCCACUUGAGAACCUCCAAACCCUCAAGCAGUCUCGCCUUAGUGUCUCCUCCGUGACCCCCGCCCAGUGGCGCUACAUUCUCGAGGUGGCAGGCGAAGAGCCAUUUCCAGCCCCAACCAAGGACGAAAGCAGCUCCGAGUAA